This is a messenger RNA of Archocentrus centrarchus (flier cichlid), 3006 nucleotides long. RefSeq names its product heat shock 60 protein 1 (gene hspd1). The transcript is spliced from 11 exons. The record is from RefSeq and is a predicted model, not a curated record. Bases 140 to 1867 code for a protein of 575 amino acids. Gene Ontology annotation, molecular function: ATP-dependent protein folding chaperone; ATP binding. NCBI's taxonomy places the organism in Eukaryota, Metazoa, Chordata, Actinopteri, Cichliformes, Cichlidae. Gene Ontology annotation, biological process: protein refolding.
CGGUACAUAACCCGGAUGUGAUAGGCCAUGUGCAGUCCUGUCUGCGGAGCUCCUCACGGGUGUUCUUGCUUCUAGUCAUUAUAUCAUUCCGUCUGGCGGACAUUGUAGCAGCUGCUGUCUUUUAGCUCGACUCUCAGACAUGUUUCGUUUAGCCACAGUCAUGAGGCAGGUGAGGCCUGUGAGCCGGGCGCUGGCUCCCCACCUCACACGAGCCUACGCCAAGGAUGUGAAGUUUGGGGCUGAUGCUCGUGCCCUCAUGCUGCAGGGAGUGGACCUGCUGGCUGACGCCGUGGCCGUCACCAUGGGCCCAAAGGGUCGCACUGUCAUCAUUGAGCAGAGCUGGGGCAGUCCAAAAGUCACCAAGGAUGGUGUGACGGUGGCAAAGAGCAUUGACCUGAAGGACAAAUACAAAAACAUCGGUGCCAAGCUGGUGCAAGAUGUGGCCAACAACACCAAUGAGGAGGCCGGCGACGGCACGACCACCGCUACCGUGCUGGCCCGUGCCAUUGCCAAGGAAGGUUUCGACAACAUCAGCAAAGGCGCCAACCCCGUGGAAAUCCGCCGCGGCGUCAUGAUGGCUGUAGAAGCAAUCAUCAACGAGCUGAAGAAGCUUUCAAAGCCCGUCACAACCCCUGAGGAGAUCGCACAGGUUGCUACGAUCUCAGCCAAUGGAGAUGUGGAGGUUGGUAACAUCAUUUCUAAUGCCAUGAAGAAAGUUGGCCGCAACGGAGUCAUCACUGUCAAGGAUGGGAAGACCCUGCAUGAUGAGCUGGAGAUCAUUGAGGGUAUGAAGUUUGACCGUGGUUACAUCUCACCUUACUUCAUCAACACUGCCAAAGGCCAGAAGUGUGAGUUCCAGGAUGCCUACCUGUUGCUGAGUGAGAAGAAGAUCUCCAGCGUUCAGAGUAUUGUGCCAGCUCUGGAAAUUGCCAACCAGCACCGCAAGCCUCUGGUUAUUGUGGCAGAGGAUGUGGAUGGAGAGGCUCUGAGCACAUUGGUUCUCAACAGGCUGAAGGUUGGGCUUCAGGUGGUAGCAGUUAAAGCCCCAGGCUUUGGUGACAACAGGAAGAACCAGCUAAAGGAUAUGGCCGUCACCACCGGGGGAACUGUCUUCGGGGACGAGGCACUGGGCCUGGCUCUCGAGGACAUCCAGGCUCACGACUUCGGCAAAAUCGGUGAGGUGCAGAUCACCAAAGACGACACACUGCUGCUGAAGGGAGGAGGCAGCGCAGCUGAAAUUGAGAAACGGGCGGCAGAGAUUGCCGAACAGCUGGAGCACACCACCAGUGACUACGAGAAGGAGAAGCUCAACGAGAGGCUGGCGAAGCUUUCGGAUGGAGUGGCCGUGCUCAAGGGGGGAGGAACAAGCGACGUGGAGGUGAAUGAGAAGAAGGACCGUGUGACAGAUGCUCUGAAUGCCACCAGGGCAGCUGUUGAGGAGGGUAUUGUUCCUGGAGGAGGUUGUGCCCUGCUGCGCUGCAUCCCUUCUCUCGACACCCUCAAACUGGCCAACAAUGACCAGAAGAUCGGUGUGGACAUCAUCAGACGGGCGCUCCGUAUUCCUGCCAUGACCAUUGCCAAGAACGCAGGCGUGGAGGGCUCACUAAUAGUGGAGAAGAUCCUGCAGGCAUCAGCUGAAAUCGGCUACGAUGCCAUGCAGGGAGAGUUCGUCAACAUGGUGGAGAAGGGCAUCAUUGACCCCACCAAGGUGGUGAGGACAGCACUGAUGGAUGCUGCAGGAGUAGCAUCUCUGCUGUCCACUGCUGAGGCUGUUGUCACAGAGUUACCCAAGGAGGAGAAGGAUAUGCCAGGAGGCAUGGGGGGCAUGGGGGGAAUGGGAGGAAUGGGGGGUGGAAUGGGUUUCUGAGCCAGUCCCCCUGAUUUUGUGUACAGACUCGAUCAGGGGCUUAGUGGAGCUGGAGGCAGCUGAGAGUCACCUCCACUGAGCUUCACCCACAGUGAUGGAUGGACAGACUACGAGUAUGUCAGAGCUACAAAUGCUACAAAUAAAUGCUCAAAAGACUACAAGCCCACCCAGCCCAGCUGCUACACUAGAGUCCUCCUCAAACCUCCAUCAUUGGCAUUUAACCCAUGUCAACAGAAAAACUCAUACAAAUGAAGAAGGAAAUUCAUCAGUGUUCAUAUUUAAGGAUGAUUCCAGUUUAUUUCUACCUGAUGUGUUUCCCUACAGUGUGGGUCUUUGAACUCUACAUCUGUUGUAGAGAUUCUGGGAAACGAGGAGUUACACUAACCGCUGGCUCUUUACAGCUUUGCCUCUCAGUGACUCAGUUGUAUUCAGAGGCACAGUUACUGCUUGCCGGGCAGUUUUCAUGGUGCGUUCAGUGAAGGGUAUGGUUUUCUGACUUCUCUGAAGCUGGACAGGCUGCCUAGAUUUACAGUUUAGUGUGGCAACUCCUUGUUACCCUGAACCUCUACAACAUAAUGCAAAAUUGGCACAACACAGGGCUGCAACAUUAAUGGGAAAUGAGCAGGUUUAAAUACAUUUUAAUUAUCCUUAAAUGAACCACAGAGAGAGCAGGGCCUCAGUGUCUCUGUCCUUCAUUUUUCUUUUUUUUUUUUUUGUGCAUCUGUCAUUUGUGAUUGACUUGAAUUAAUUUGUCAUUGAAUUAAAGCAGUUUUGUACAGACUUUGAGCAUUUCUCCAUCUUGUCUUGUUACAACUGGACAAAGAGUGCCUAAAUGACCUGAAAUGGAGCAUCAUCAGAGUCUGUGUAGUCUGAAUGUUUACCAAGUCAUCCCAGUGUACUGCUGAUUGUAUGUGGGGCUCAGGAUUCUUUGCCACAGUGUAAAUGUGAACUCCUUCAUUUCCUCCAGCUUCAUCAUGGUACAGCACUCGCCUAAAGCAGCUAGUAAGUGAUGAUUGUGUUCUACUUUAUUCCAAACAGCAGUGUUGAUUUCACUACUUUUGUGUAGAUGUUCAUUGUGAUCUUUUUUUUUUAUUAUGAAUAAAUUCUUAUUCUCACAUGCAGGUUCAUAUUUGUCUCUG